Megalobrama amblycephala (Wuchang bream) is the source of this 483-nucleotide messenger RNA. RefSeq names its product ladderlectin-like. The record is from RefSeq and is a predicted model, not a curated record. Lineage: Eukaryota; Metazoa; Chordata; Actinopteri; Cypriniformes; Xenocyprididae. The transcript has 3 exons. The annotation marks the transcript as partial.
AAAAAUCUGUCUCCUCAGAGAAACUGCCAAAGUCUUGGUGCGCAUCUCGCAUCUGUGCAUAAUAAACUGGAACAUGAUUUUCUGCUGGGUCUGUUGCCUUCUUCUUCCACACGUGCUUGGAUUGGUGCUCAUGAUGGAGAACAAGAUGGACAGUGGUUGUGGACUGAUGGAACUGUGAUUGACUACACCAACUGGUGCUCUAUAGAACCAAACAAUCAUGGUGGUCCAGAGAACUGUGUGGAGAUCAGCUGGACCUCUAACCGCUGCUGGAACGAUUUGGGCUGUUCAAACCAAAUAGGCUAUAUUUGUGUUACAGACCUGUGAGAUCAUAUGCAGUCAAGCUGCUCCACAGUUACUUUGAUUGUACACUUUCUGAUCUUAUCUUUACCAAAAAAUGACAUCAUUUAAAUCUUUUCUAAGCUUUAAUCUCUUCUUCUAUGUAAUCAUCUUUAAUGCAUUCUCUGAAACUUUCCUCUAAUCAAU